UAAAUCCCACUUAACAGAACACGUAACCUCAAAACUUGUGGUCAAAAAUUUCGUAAAAUAAACACUUGUAGUUAAUUCUUAUUUCGAUUUCAAUUUUGUGGAAAAGUGCUGUCACACGAGCAUAAGAAAUGUCCAAUUUAUCAAAAAAAACUGAAUACGUAAGUGCCGAAGUCAACAUGGUGUUAUGACGCUGGAGUACUGCUGAUAACACUAAUAUAAUUGAUUAGUCCACACUUUGCCCAGUCACGGUACACAUAACUGUUACACCAGCCCAAAAAUGGCUCUCCGAGGCAUAAAAGUUCUGGAAUUGGCCGGUUUGGCCCCCGCCCCCUUUUGCGGGAUGAUCCUGGCGGAUUUUGGAGCAGACGUCCUGCGCGUAGACAAGAUCGGAAGCGACACCAACGUCGACACCCUCGGCAACGGUAAAAAAUCAAUCGCCCUAAACCUAAAACACCCAGACGGCGUAACAAUCGUGAGAAACCUAGCCAAAAAAAGCGACGUCCUGAUCGAGCCCUUCCGUGCCGGCGUAAUGGAGAAGCUUGGUCUAGGUCCAGACAUCCUUCUAAAAGACAACCCCAAACUAAUCUACGCCAGAAUGACCGGGUACGGGCAGACCGGCCCUUUCGCCAAAAGCGCAGGUCACGACAUCAAUUACCUAGCACUGUCCGGCCUAUUAUCGCUUUUCGGACGAAAACACGAAAAGCCGGUUUUCCCCGUCAAUUACGCGGCGGAUUUCGCCGGAGGCGGUUUAAUUUGCGCUUUAGGAGUGACGUUGGCGCUUUUGGAGCGUCAGAAAUCGGGUUUGGGGCAAGUCGUCGAUAGUAGUAUGGUGGAAGGGACGGCGUACGUUGGCAGCUUUUUAUACAGGUCACAGGUGCUGCCGAUGUGGGGUCGACAAAGAGGGGAGAACAUUCUCGACACGGGGGCCCAUUUUUACGAAGUGUAUGAGACCAAAGACGGAAAAUAUGUGUCAGUGGGGGCUUUGGAGCCCCAGUUUUACGCGAAAUUGGUAGAGGGGUUGGGGAUUGACGAGGACGAGGCUCCGCAUUUUGGGGAUUUUGACAAAUUGAAGGUUUUAUUUGAGGCGAAAUUCCGCGAGAAGACGCUAGAGGAGUGGUGUGCGAUUUUCGACGGGACGGACGCUUGCGUCGCCCCCGUGUUGUCGCUAGAGGAGGCUCCUAAACAUCCGCAUAAUUUGGAACGGGGUAGUUUUGAAGGGGGCGUCCCCAAACCGGCGCCGGUUUUAAGCAGGACUCCCGGAAAAAGUAAGGGGAUGGAAAAGCUACCCCAAGUGGGGGAACACACGAGGGCGGUUUUAGCAAGCGUGGGCUAUUCUGAAGGCGAUAUUAACAAACUCGUGGAAAAUGGAGUGAUUGAUGUUUGUAAAUCCAAACUUUAAUCAAAAUGCGUAAAACCCAAGAAAAUUAAAUUCCCCUGAAAAUAAAGAUGAAAUAAUGAGGCUAUGAUUUUUACGAAUUUACACAUUUGUAGUUUAUAUAUUUUGGAAACUGGGGCUGUUUUUAUACUUACUUAAGUCAUGUUUUAAUAAACUUUAACAGAAUC
Messenger RNA from Zophobas morio, 1563 nucleotides. RefSeq names its product alpha-methylacyl-CoA racemase. The transcript is spliced from 2 exons. Gene Ontology annotation, molecular function: alpha-methylacyl-CoA racemase activity. Gene Ontology annotation, cellular component: mitochondrion. Gene Ontology annotation, biological process: bile acid metabolic process. The record is from RefSeq and is a predicted model, not a curated record. Lineage: Eukaryota; Metazoa; Arthropoda; Insecta; Coleoptera; Tenebrionidae. The coding region runs from base 278 to 1399 and encodes 373 amino acids.